Molecule: messenger RNA, 1443 nt
Organism: Maudiozyma saulgeensis
Lineage: Eukaryota; Fungi; Ascomycota; Saccharomycetes; Saccharomycetales; Saccharomycetaceae
Source: the annotation of a GenBank genome assembly
AUGCCUGUCGCUAACCAAACAAUUGCUUUUGAAAAAAAUACUGCCUUUGUUUUAUUUGGUGCUUCUGGUGAUUUAGCCAAGAAGGAAACUUUCCCAGCUUUAUUCGGUUUGUACUCAGAAGGUGCUUUAGAUCCAAGUACUAAGAUCUUCUGUUAUGCUCGUUCCAAGUUAACUGUGGAUAACUUAAGAGAAAACUGCAAACAGUACUGUAGACCUUCCACUGGCGGGAAUGACAAGUUCAAGAUGGAUCAAUUUUUCAAGAUGGUCACUUACAUUUCUGGUGCUUAUGAUACUGAUGAUGGCUAUCUAAGAUUAAAAGGUGAAAUUGAAGCCUUUGAAAAAGAAAGAGGUGUUACUCAACCACAUCGUAUCUUCUAUUUAGCUAUUCCACCAACAAUUUUCUUAACUGUUGCAGGUCAAUUGAAGAAGAAUAUUUAUGCUACUAAUGGUAUCACAAGAGUCAUUGUUGAAAAACCAUUCGGUAAUGACUUAGACACCUCUAGAGAAUUACAAAAAGGUUUUAAGCCAUUAUUCAGGGAGGAUGAAAUCUUUAAGAUUGAUCACUUCCUAGGUAAGGAUGAUUUGAAACGUCUAUUGGCUGUUAGAUUUGCCAACCCAUUCUUAAAUGGAACUUGGAACAAGGACUACAUUGAAUGUAUUCAAGUUUGGUUCAAGGAACCAUUUGGUGCUGAAGGUCGUGGUGGUUACUUUGAUGUUGUUGGGAUCAUAAGAGAUGUGAUGCAGAAUCAUUUACUUCAAAUUCUUACUGUUGCUUUAAUGGAAGAACCUGUCGCUAACAAGGCUGAAGCUAUUCGUGACGCUAAAGUUACUUUGUUGAAAAGCAUGGAGAAAUUAGGCCCAAAGAAUGUUGUCUCUGUUGGUCAAUAUGGUCGCUCCACCGAUGGUAAACUACCAUCUUACUUAGAUGACGAUACUGUCUUAAACAAAGAAUCCAAAUGUUUGACCUUCACUGAAAUUACUAUGGAUGUUCACAACGAUCGUUGGGAAGGUGUCCCAAUUGUCAUGAGAGCUGGUAAAGGUCUAGAUGAAGAUAGAGUUGAAAUUAGAAUGAAAUAUAAGAAGAACGUUUCUGGUAUGUUCGCUGGUUGUACACCAAAUGAAUUUGUAAUUCAAUUCCAUCCAGAACGUAAAAUUUACAUGACUUUCAACACUACUGCACCAGGUUUCGUGGAUAACGUUCACCAAGUUUCAUUAGAUAUGACUUACUCUGACAAGUAUGCCAAGGACUGGGUUCCAGAAGCUUACGAAAGAUUAAUCAGAGAUGCUUUCUUAGGUAAUCCAGCUAAUUAUGUAAGAGAUGAUGAAUUGGAUGUCAGUUGGGAUAUCUUCACACCUCUAUUGAAUUAUGUUGAAGGUCCAGAUGCUCCAGAACCAGAAAUUUAUCCAUAUGGUUCUACAGGUCCAAAGGGUAUCCUUGAAUAG